Austrofundulus limnaeus is the source of this 2901-nucleotide messenger RNA. RefSeq lists its product as uncharacterized. The record is from RefSeq and is a predicted model, not a curated record. The transcript has 2 exons. The annotation marks the transcript as partial. Gene Ontology annotation, biological process: DNA integration. Gene Ontology annotation, molecular function: nucleic acid binding. Lineage: Eukaryota; Metazoa; Chordata; Actinopteri; Cyprinodontiformes; Rivulidae.
UUCCCAAAGAGCUUGCUUGGAGUCGACAUCGAGGUACCUACGCUGGUCUUGGUUGUACCUGACAUGCGCUCCACAUUGUCAUCAGUGCUUAUCGGCACAAAUACUUUGGAUGUUCUCUAUGAGAAGUAUGCAGAGAUUGCACCUCAGCGCUUUGAGUCCCUUCCUUAUGGUUACAAAGUUGUCUUAAAGACCCUUGAAAUCCGGAAAAAGCAGUCUGCUGAUUCCAGCCUGGGAGAGGUGAGGCUUCAUAGUAGAGACCUCGAGACCAUUUCAGCUGGACAGACCAAAGUCCUUCAAGGAUCAGUGAGCUGCAGAACAUUUGAUGUUGGAAAGUGGGUGAUGGUAGAGUCACCAAAGUCAUCGUCCCUGCCUGGCGGCAUUCUGGUGACGGAUAGUCUGGUAAGCCUACCACCAAAGCUAUCACGCUGCAUACCAGUCACGCUCAAAAAUGAGUCACAGCAUGAUAUCACCCUGUCCCCAAAGGCUGUGAUAGCAGAGAUACACGUUGUCAAGAGUGUUCAACCUGUCAAGACCCCUGACUCAGACUCUCUUACAAAACCUGACCAAAAACCAAAUCUCGACUUCGACUUUACUGAUUCUCCUGUACCCAACGAGUGGAAAGAGAGGAUAACUGAGAAAUUGAGCUCCAUGCCAGAGGUGUUUGCAAUGCACGAGCUUGACUUUGGCCGCACUGACAGAAUCAAACACCAUAUAACUCUCAGUGACGAGACACCAUUCAAACAUAGGCCAAGACCUAUACAUCCGCAGGACAUAGAGGCUGUGCGUACCCAUCUCCAGCAACUCCUUGAUGCAGAAGUCAUCCGUGAAUCAGAAUCACCUUUCUCCUCGCCGAUUGUAGUCGUCAGGAAAAAGGAUGGUGAUGUCAGACUCUCAGCUAAACUCGACGCCACGAGCUACAGAUGGUUGGCCGCUCUGUCGACAUUCGAUUUCCAGCUACAGUACAGAGCCGGUAAGCAGAAUCAGGACGCGGAUGGGCUGUCCAGACGUCCUCAUGGCAAAGUACCUGAUGACACAUCGUCACAAAAAGAGUUGGAGAGGAUACAACAAUUCACAAAAAGACACUUGUCAGAGGCUGAUUAUGCACACCUGAACGGAAGCACCAUCAAAGCCAUCUGUGAGAAGCACUUGGUCCAUGAAGUAAUCAGCAAUCACCCUGGGGAAACAUCACCCAGCACCACCUUGGUUGUGUCACUUGCCCACCAUCCAAAGGCUCUCCCUCAAAGCUUUGAAGAGGAGGAUCAGCUUGGUGGCUUACCUGUCAUCCCCCCGCUAUCACCAGCAGAACUAAGAGACAAACAAAAUGCUGAUCCCUGCAUUGGUGAAGUCCUCAGGCAAGUGGAGUCUGGAGAGAAACCCCCUCCAUCCUUGAGGAAAGAACUUCCUGAGCUUGGUCUCUUAUUGAGGGAGUGGAACAAACUGGAGGUUUCAAAUGGCGUUUUGUAUCGCAGGCGACAAGAGGGUGCUCAGACUCACUACCAGCUUGUACUUCCAGAAGCCCUGAGAUGCGUAGUCCUCAAGAGCCUCCACGAUGACAUGGGCCAUAUGGGCAUAGAGCGCACACUAGAUCUUGUCCGGAAGCGAUUCUAUUGGCCGAAAAUGUCAACUGAGGUGGAAAAUAAAGUCAGAACCUGCAACCGUUGCAUACGACGUAAGACCAUGCCCGAGAAAGCUGCACCACUCAUCAAUAUCGUGGCCACGAGACCACUCGAACUUGUGUGCAUGGAUUUUCUCAGUGUGGAGCCGGACUCAAGUAACACAAAAGACAUUCUGGUCAUCACCGACCAUUUUACGAAAUAUGCAGUGGCAGUCCCCACCCCGAAUCAGAAAGCCAGGACAGUGGCCAAGACCUUGUGGGACCACUUUUUCGUCCAUUAUGGCAUUCCCGAAAGACUCCACAGUGACCAAGGUCCCGACUUUAACUCCCGAACAAUAAAAGAACUGUGUGAUCUCAUCGGCACCAAAAAGAUAAGAACCACACCCUACCAUCCGAGAGGGAACCCUGUAGAACGUUUCAACAGGACCCUGCUCAACAUGUUGGGAACCCUUGAAAACCAGAAGAAGAGUCACUGGCGGGAGUAUGUCAAGCCGUUAGUACACGCUUAUAAUUGUACUAAGAACGAAACAACCGGCUUUAGCCCUUACGAGUUAAUGUUCGGGCGUCAACCAAGAUUGCCAGUUGACCUAGCCUUUGGCCUACCAGUCAAUCAUAAGCCAGGCUCUCACUCGCAAUAUGUCCACAACCUGAAAUCUCAACUUGAAGACAGUUACAGAGUAGCAACUGAGAAUGCUACAAAGACAGCCAAUCGCAACAAAGCAAGGUUUGACAAGCAUGUUGUUGACUCCACCUUGAAAGAAGGCGACAGAGUUCUAGUUCGAAAUGUCCGUCUCAGAGGCAAGCACAAGUUAGCUGAUAGGUGGGAGUCCGACGUGUAUGUUGUCCUGAGGCAGUCUGGAGAUGUCCCAGUGUAUGUUGUGAAACCUGAGACAAGGGAUGGUCCACAAAGAACUCUUCAUCGUGACCUCUUGCUGCCAUGUGGUUUCCUUCCUAUGACCCUGGUCGAAAGCGAAAUUAACCCGCCGAAGGCAGUAAGGCGACCAAGAACUCGACAACAUUCUAAAAAUAACACAUCAAAUGGAGCUGAUGGGGAUGAAUCCCAAUCUGAUUCUGAGGAAUACCACUAUCACAGAAACCUAAAAGUGGACACACUAGGUUUCAACCUGACUUCCGAACCUAUGGAAUACUUACCUGAAAGGAUUGAACCAGAACCUGACUUGACUACUGUUGAGCAAAAUCCUCCAGACGUAGCCAAAGCUUUCCCUGAGAAUUCUCCAGUAGAAACUUAUGACCUAGACUUACCUGAUCCUGAAGAGAAAGACUUA